GGGGCUGGGCGCCGCGGCGGCGGGCGAGGCCCACCCCGAGCCGGGGGGAGCCGCGGGCGGCCGGCAGAGGGUCCUGCCGCGGGAUUGCUGAAGAAAAAUGCCUUCCUUGGGAGGAAAAGUGCAGACUGUUUUGGGCCUUGUGGAACCAGAUCAGCUUGGCUACACGUUGACUCAUGAACACUUGACUAUGAACUACAGCUGCUGCUACUUUCCCCCUGCACCAGGCCAAGAGCUUCUGUCUGAGGGGCCUCUUGAGAUGAAGAACUUGUUUUGGAUUAAGCAGAAUCCCUAUAGCCAUAAAGAAAACCUUCUUUUGUAUCAGGAAACCGAUGCUGUAAGGGAGGAGCUGUUGCUUUUUAAAGCAGCGGGUGGUGGGACUAUAGUGGAAAAUACAACCACAGGAAUUAGUCGGGAUGUGAAUACUUUGAAGAAACUUGCUGAAGAAACUGGAGUCCAUAUUAUUGCUGGGGCUGGGUUUUAUGUGGAUUCCACUCAUUCUUCUCAUACACAGGCCAUGACAGUGGAGCAGCUUACAGGCGUUAUUGUUGAUGAGAUACUCAGUGGAGCGGAUGGGACUAACAUCAAAUGUGGUGUGGUGGGAGAAAUUGGCUGCUCCUGGCCCUUGACUCCAAGCGAACACAGAGUGCUUCAGGCGACCGCGCAUGCUCAGUCACAACUUGGGUGCCCCAUUAUAAUCCAUCCUGGCAGGAAUAGUGAUGCACCUUUCCAGAUUAUCCGCAUUCUGCAGGAAGCUGGGGCUGAUACUUCAAAAACAGUCAUGUCUCACCUUGACAGGACUAUAUUUGAUACAAAGAAACUUCUGGAAUUUGCUGAACUUGGAUGCUAUUUAGAGUACGACCUAUUUGGUACAGAAUUUCUUCAUUACCAAUUCCACCCUGAUAUCGAUAUGCCAAGUGACAGUGAAAGAAUUGCAAGGAUUCGGCUGCUGAUCGAUGAAGGCUAUGAAGACAGAAUUGUGAUUGCUCAUGAUGUGCACACUAAGAAUAGGUUGAUGAAAUAUGGUGGUCAUGGAUAUUCACAUAUCCUUAAAAAUAUAGUUCCUAAAAUGCUAAUUAGAGGCAUAUCCCAAAGUAAAAUUGAUAAAAUACUUCUAGAAAAUCCAAAGCGGUGGUUGACUUUUAAGUAGGGAUAAUGAAUAAAUAUUCCUAUUUUUAGUGAAGUUUUACAGAAUUCAGAUUUGUUUAGAAGAACAGUCAUUUUAAAAUUUGGUUCUUUUGAAAUAAACUGUAAGGUAUUAAUAAGAUACCAACAAACUGAUCAUGAUUUCUCUUUUUAAUUAGCACAACAAAAUUAUGUAUUCUGUCUACAUUUUCUCCCUUUUAAAAAUCUGUUCAUGAAUGAUUUACUGGAUAUGAGCCCACCUGCAAAGUCUUUUCAAUUGAAUUAUUAAAAUGUUUACAGAGAGUAAUCUAAUUCUGUUGCUAUGUAUUAUCCAAAAAUAUUUUUGAAGAUGUAUCAUAUGUGCUUCUUUGGAGGAAAUUUAGUGUUUUCAAUUAAAUUCUCCCUCUUCUGGGGAAGAUUUUAAUCCUUGUAAUACCACGAAUCUGUUAAUUAUGUUCAUAUCCUUUUUAGUAAUGCUUGAUAAAAGGAACGGCACUUUUAAAUAUCUUCUAAAGACAAA
Messenger RNA from Rhea pennata, 1642 nucleotides. It is a transcript of the gene PTER, whose product is annotated as phosphotriesterase related. Gene Ontology annotation, molecular function: zinc ion binding; hydrolase activity, acting on ester bonds. The coding region runs from base 98 to 1147 and encodes 349 amino acids. Gene Ontology annotation, biological process: catabolic process. The record is from RefSeq and is a predicted model, not a curated record. The transcript is spliced from 5 exons. Lineage: Eukaryota; Metazoa; Chordata; Aves; Rheiformes; Rheidae.